This is a messenger RNA of Pochonia chlamydosporia 170, 459 nucleotides long. RefSeq lists its product as hypothetical. The transcript is spliced from 2 exons. Bases 1 to 459 code for a protein of 152 amino acids. Lineage: Eukaryota; Fungi; Ascomycota; Sordariomycetes; Hypocreales; Clavicipitaceae. The record is from RefSeq and is a predicted model, not a curated record.
AUGGAGCCAGGGCUACAGGCAGCGCCUUGUGCGUACACUCUCGAUAGUCGAACCUGCAGGGCACACCCUUAUGAAGCACCCAGAGCUGAUGAGUGCAUACAAGGCGGUGAAACCUGGCCGAGCUGCCCUUCUCAGGAGGCUACUGGACGGGUUUCCCACACCAUUCGUGUUUGUUUGGAACGAGGAGGUCCCAUGUGUACGGGUAUUGGUAGGUGCCAUGCGAGCGAUAGACAGGGGAAGCCGAGCUUGGAGCAACACAACAUGCUUUCUUCAAUGACAUCUGCAGGCAAGGUUCCAGAGGACGUGAAUAUUGGCGCGUUCCAGUCAAGCGGUUGCCAAGCAAGACUAGCAUUUGUGUCGAGAUGUAUGACACCCACGGCGAAGACGGUGUUACGAAGACUAUCAAGGUGUUGGGGAAUGGCCUAUGCAUACUACGAGUCAUGGACAGGCGCAAAUUAG